Messenger RNA from Neoarthrinium moseri, 1857 nucleotides. RefSeq lists its product as uncharacterized. The transcript has a single exon. Gene Ontology annotation, cellular component: cytosol; cytoplasm. Gene Ontology annotation, molecular function: tRNA binding; ATP binding; lysine-tRNA ligase activity. The record is from RefSeq and is a predicted model, not a curated record. The coding region runs from base 1 to 1857 and encodes 618 amino acids. Gene Ontology annotation, biological process: lysyl-tRNA aminoacylation. Lineage: Eukaryota; Fungi; Ascomycota; Sordariomycetes; Amphisphaeriales; Apiosporaceae.
AUGGCCGACUCCGUCCAGCCCCCGACCGAAGCGGUCGCCAACCUGUUCCUCGACGAGGUCACCGGCGAGCGUGUGAGCAAGUCCGAGUUGAAGCGGCGCCAGAAGAACAGAGAGCGCGACGCCAAGAAGGCCGAGAAGGCCGCCGCCGCUCCCCCCAAGGCCGAGAAGAAGAGCAAGGGCAACGACGAGCUGGAGGAGGCCAAUCUGACCCCCAACCAGUACUUCGAGAUCCGCUCCCGCGCCAUCACCAAGCUCAUCGAGAGCAAGGACCCCUACCCCUACCCACACAAGUUCCACAACAACUACGAUGUCCGCAACUUUGCCAGCGAGUUCGGCCAUCUCAAGUCCGGCGAGCACGUCAAGGACAAGGAGAUCAGGAUCACCGCCCGUAUGUACGGCAAGCGUGCUGCUGGAAGCAAGCUCAUCUUCUACGACGUCCGCGAUGAGGGUGUGCGCUUCCAGGUCAUGGCCCAGGCGAACGAUGCUGCCUCGGACGAGCACUUCCUCAAGCAGCACGAGAUCCUGAGGAGAGGAGACAUCAUUGGCAUUGUGGGAUACCCCGGGCGCACCGCCCCCAAGAGCAAGAUCGAGAAGGGCGAGGAGGGCGAGCUGUCCAUAUUCGCCAAGGAGGUCCUCCUCCUGACUCCCUGCCUGCACCAGCUGCCCGACGAGUACUACGGCCUCAAGGACCAGGAGCAGCGCCACCGCAAGAGGUACCUGGAUCUCAUCAUGAACCCCAAGACCAGAGAGACCUUCUCCACCAGACCCAGAGUCAUCAAGUACAUCCGCAAGUACCUCGACGAUGCCGGCUUCCUGGAGGUCGAGACCCCCAUCAUCAACAUGAUCGCUGGCGGCGCCACCGCCAAGCCCUUCGAGACGCAUCUGAACGACUACAACAUGGACGUCUUCCUGAGAAUCGCCCCGGAGCUGCCCCUGAAGAUGCUUGUUGUCGGAGGUCUCAAGCGUGUCUACGAGAUUGGUCGCCUUUUCCGCAACGAGGGCGCUGAUCUGACCCACAACCCCGAGUUCACGACUUGUGAGUUCUACGAGGCUGGUGCCGACUUUUACGACCUCAUGACCCGUACCGAGGAGUUGGUUUCUGGCCUGGUCAAGGAGCUCACCGGUGGCUACACCACCACCUUCACCACGCAGCACGGCGAGACGUACGAGGUCAACUGGGAGGCCCCCUGGAAGCGUGUCGAGAUGAUCCCCACCCUCGAAGAGGCCACCGGCGAGAAGUUCCCGGCUCCCGACCAGCUGCACACCGAGGAGUCGAGGGAGUUCCUCAAGAAGGUUCUGCAGAAGAUGAACGUCGACUGCCCGGCGCCCCAGACCACCGCUAGGAUGCUGGAUCGCCUAACAGGCGAGUUCAUUGAGGAGACGGCCGUCAACCCCACCUUCAUCACGGAGCACCCCAAGAUCAUGUCGCCACUUGCCAAGGACCACCGCAGCAAGCCUGGCUUGACGGAGCGAUUCGAGGCCUUCGUCUGCAAGAAGGAGAUUGCCAAUGCCUACACCGAGUUGAACCAGCCCUUCGAGCAGCGCCUGCGUUUCGAGGAGCAGGCCAACCAGAAGGCCCAGGGCGAUGACGAGGCCCAGCUCAUCGACGAGACCUUCCUCAACGCGCUCGAGUACGGCCUGCCGCCCACUGCCGGCUGGGGUCUGGGUAUCGACCGUCUGGUCAUGUUCCUGACCAACAACUACAGCAUCAAGGAGGUCCUGCUCUUCCCCUUCAUGAACCCGGAGGUGAUCUCCAAGAAGGAUGACUCCCAGAAGCUGCCGCAGGCCAUCGCUGAGGCGGGAGCCGAGCCGGCCCCGGUUGAAGGCACCGAAGGAAUUGGUGAGUCCCGGUCAUAA